CUAACGAGAAUUUUCCAAGUGCACUAAGAUUGUUUUUUUUUGGAUUGCCGGCAAGAUAAUUAAGUGUAGACGUUAUCUAUUGCAAAGAAAGUAUUCAGGGCUAGAGAAAUAUGUCUUCAGCGUCCACAACCACAACCUCUAGCCCAACAGACAGCAGUGCCAAUGGUUCAUAUAGUGCAGCUCCUGUUGCAGCUGUAACAAACACAAAUACGCAAAAAGCGUCAUUUACCCUCUUUGAGAAGUUAAGCUUUUCGAUUUUCCGUUACUCCAGCUAUUCGCCCAACUAUUUGCCCGAAAAUGUGCUCGUUGAUUGUCCCAACGAUCAAACCUCUCGUUGGUCUGCCUAUACAAAUAGCCCACCACAGUAUCUAACAUUGAAGCUUAAGCGUCCCGCCAUUGUCAAGAAGAUCAAAUUUGGCAAGUUCGAGAAAUCUCAUGUCUGCAAUAUAAAGAAAUUUCGUGUUUUUGGUGGUCUGGAGGAUGAGCAUAUGGUGCUGCUGUUAGAAGGUGGCUUAAAGAAUGAUAACAUACCUGAAGUGUUCAAUCUCCGGUGUAUGACUGAGGAUGGUACUGAAAAUCUACCCAUACUUUAUUUAAAAAUUGUGCCAUUAUUGUCGUGGGGUCCGUCGUUUAACUUUAGCAUCUGGUACAUAGAACUGCAUGGACAAGAUGAUCCCAUGUACACCUGUGCACGCAUGAAGAGCUACAAUUCGUUGCGUGAAGUUGAGAUUAUUAAGCUUUGCCUAAAGCACUUUCGUCAGCAAGGGUACAUGAAAGCUUUUGACGCCUUGCAGGAGCAAACCCAAGUGCGAUUGGAGCAUACACUAAUUAGCGAGCUUCACAAAUAUUUGGUUGUAGACGGUGAUUUUGAAGGCGCUGAGCGCUUCAUAGCUGACUGCAUUGAUGAAGGACUAAUGGAUGAUUAUUUGAACAAAAAGGACUACAAGCACACUUGGCAAAUUAAGUAUACAUUGAGUGAUGUAAAGCCAGGCAAUCGCGGUGGUCACCAGCUCGUGGUCGAUGCCAAAAAGCGUCUUAUUUACUUGUAUGGCGGCUGGGAUGGCUAUCAGGAUCUUAGUGAUUUAUGGCUGUAUAACAUAGAGCUGGAUGAGUGGACGCUACUUUGUGAACGCUCGGAACUAGUCAACGGACCCACUCCACGCUCGUGUCAUAAAAUGAUAUUCGAUCCGGUUAGCGAGAAUAUUUUUAUGCUGGGCCGUUAUUUAGAUAAUUCUAUACGCACCAGCGAGUAUAUCAAGAGUGAUUUCUAUUUGUACGAUACGCGUGCACGAAUUUGGAUGCAGAUAUGUGAUGAUACGAGCCAAGUGGGUGGACCGCAGCUUGUUUACGAUCAUCAAAUGUGCAUGGACACUGAUAAACGUACGAUUUAUGUUUUCGGCGGCAAGAUACUGACGCCUCGCAGCAGCACGGCCACAUCUGCUAUUGAGGCGGAAUACUCUGGCCUCUUCUCGUAUCAUAUUGCCACCAAUACGUGGACACAGAUACUCGUGGACUGUCAUCAUGCAAGCGCUUCCCAAGCAGAUGUUAUGUCUAUUAAGUCACGCAUUACGCACUGCAUGGUUUUUCAUACUAAACAACGUAAACUUUACAUAUAUGGCGGUCAACGUGGCAAGGAAGACCUUGAUGAGCUGCUCACCUAUGAUGUGGACACACAAGCUAUAUCUAUAUUGAACAAAGAGCAUUCUCAUCAAUGCAGCACAGCCAGCACAGAGGCUAAAUUCGAGCCAUCCCCGGGCUAUACACUACGCGCCACUAUCGAUUGCGAUCGUGAUGAAAUUUAUGUGUUUUCGAGCUUACACAAAAUAAAGGAUCGUCGCGAUGUGCAUCAUAUUGAUGCGUCAAACUCAUUUUGGGUUUAUUCCUUGCGCACUUAUAAGUGGUCACGCAUCUAUUACCGUCGCCACAGCGCACAGGAUGUGAGCUCGAUUUACAAGGCAAACUUUCUAGGUGCCAGCAAAGGUGAUGGUGCACUGGAGCCUUGUCCACGCUAUGCACACCAGCUGGUCUAUGAUGAGGUGGCCAAAACGCAUUAUCUUUUUGGCGGAAAUCCAGGCAUAUCCCAAUACCAACAGCUACGGUUGGAUGACUUUUGGAUGCUCUAUUUGGAAAAGCCCAAGCGUGAAGAGAUAUUAAAUCACUGUCGGUAUUUAAUACGCAAGCUGCACUAUGAAGAAAUGACUGGCACUGAGCCUUUGAAAGCCAUGCAGUAUCUGAGAAAACAAAUAUCGGCUGUCAUUGAUCACAACGAUGAUGAGCAAUUGAAUAAUUUUCAUAAAUUGGCUGCUCUGCUGUUUAAGUCCGAUGAUAACGAUGCAUCCGAUGUCCAGUCUCUAACCACAACGCCUUUGCGCGAAAAAGCUGAAGAGAUUAAUGAAAACGCCAUAGAAACUCCAAAUGCAGAAGACACCCACCUCGGCUCGGAUGACGGCAAGCUUGAGUCAAAUGAAAGCCUUACUACAUCUGGCAUAUCCGAGACCGCAUCCACUCCCAAUGAUUCGUCGUGCACCAAGCGCGCGCGUACCGAUGCCAAAGGCGAGCUGCAAAACCAUCGAGCUUUCCUCUUUAACAAGCUGGUGCAACUGAUGCCGUCAGGCAUGGUUCAGCCAGAGCGUAACCUAAGCGACUUUGUCGUCAUAUGAGAUAUACAAUUCAUGAUUUGAUAUUUUCCUUGGCCAUUAUAUAUUACUCGUAAGCUCGUGAAUUGAUAUGUCACGUAUUUGUUAUUAUUAUUUGGAAAGGUUUUAUUAACAAUGUUCUAAACGCUGAAUGCGGUUGUGAUACUCAGUUUAUUAUUUGUUAAUUUUAAAGACAGAUUGUCGCUAUACUUAUUUUUGGUCAGGUUCAUUAUAUGGCAACCAUCAGCAAGACAAAGAUGUUUUUUAUGUGAUAGUUAAGUUGUACUAAAAGUAACUCAUGUUGAACUUUGUGAAGCGUGAAUUAUAUAUUCUUACUGUUUAACUAUAAGUUUGGAAAUAAAGUAUUUUCUACACGUGCUU
Molecule: messenger RNA, 3017 nt
Organism: Drosophila busckii
Lineage: Eukaryota; Metazoa; Arthropoda; Insecta; Diptera; Drosophilidae
Gene: muskelin
Product: muskelin
Exons: 9
Coding region: 111-2660 (849 amino acids)
Cellular component (GO): cytoplasm
Molecular function (GO): protein binding
Source: RefSeq, a predicted model, not a curated record